AGCUAUAGUGCCUUUGAAGAUAUAGCAGUGUUAACAAAUAGAUUUGUAGGUAUUAUGGAGAGAAUGAUGAAAGCUAGUGUAAGCUAGUAGUUAUGUUCCCUGUGAUUAUUUAUAUUUUGGCAUGUAUUUCAUUUAUUUCUUGUUUUAUUUCUUCAGCAAACAAUUUAUUGAGACCUCCCAGGAAAUUUGGAGGGAGAAAUGGAGAGAGCUGUGUUGGAUAGUAUGAUCAGGGAAGGCCUUCUAUGAUAAGUGAAGAACGAAUGUCAUCAUGUCUGGAAUCAAGCGAACAAUCAAAGAAACUGACCCUGAUUAUGAGGAUGUGUCUGUGGCCCUUCCGAAUAAGCGGCAUAAAGCAAUUGAGAAUUCAGCUCGAGAUGCUGCUGUGCAGAAGAUCGAGACUAUUAUCAAGGAACAAUUUGCACUUGAAAUGAAGAAUAAGGAACAUGAAAUUGAAGUCAUUGACCAGCGACUGAUUGAGGCAAGAAGGAUGAUGGAUAAACUUCGUGCCUGCAUUGUCGCAAACUACUAUGCUUCUGCAGGACUUCUAAAAGUUUCUGAGGGAUCAAAGACAUGUGAUACAAUGGUUUUUAAUCAUCCUGCUAUCAAGAAGUUUUUGGAAUCACCAUCUAGGUCAUCAUCUCCUGCCAAUCAGGGAUCAGAAACACCAUCAGCCAAUCAUUCAGAAAGUGAUUCUUUAUCUCAACACAAUGACUUCUUAUCUGAUAAAGACAAUAACAGCAAUAUGGAUAUAGAGGAAAGACUCUCAAACAAUAUGGAGCAGAGACCAAUCCGAAAUACUGGAAGGGACACUUCUGUUAUUACUGGCUCCCAUAAAACAGAGCAGCGGAAUGCUGAUCUCACAGGAGAUGAGACUUCACGACUUUUUGUAAAGAAAACAAUAGUAGUGGGCAAUGUGUCCAAAUAUAUACCUCCUGAUAAGAGAGAAGAAAAUGACCAAUCAACCCACAAGUGGAUGGUAUAUGUCCGAGGUUCUCGUAGAGAACCCAGCAUUAAUCAUUUUGUCAAGAAAGUUUGGUUCUUCCUUCAUCCCAGCUAUAAACCAAAUGACCUUGUGGAAGUUAGAGAGCCUCCUUUUCAUCUGACCAGAAGAGGCUGGGGUGAGUUUCCUGUCAGAGUUCAAGUUCACUUCAAGGACAGCCAGAACAAGCGGAUAGAUAUCAUACAUAAUCUGAAGCUGGAUAGAACUUAUACUGGCUUGCAGACUCUUGGAGCAGAGACGGUAGUGGAUGUUGAGCUCCACCGGCAUUCCCUUGGAGAAGACUCCAUUUAUCCUCCAUCCUCCGAGUCGGACAUCUCUGAUGCCCCACCGUCUUUGCCUUUGACCAUUCCAGCCCCAGUGAAAGCUUCCUCGCCGUUGAAGCAGUCACAUGAGCCAAUACCUGAUACCUCUGUGGAGAAAGCAGGAUUCCCAGCCAACACUGAAGCUGAGAGACACAGUACAUUUUAUUCUUUGCCAUCUUCAUUGGAACGAACACCCACCAAAAUGACAACAUCCCAGAAAGUUACCUUUUGUUCUCAUGGCAAUUCAGCUUUUCAGCCAAUAGCAUCAAGCUGCAAAAUUGUGCCUCAAAGUCAGGUUCCUAAUCCUGAGUCACCUGGAAAAUCCUUCCAACCUAUCACCAUGAGCUGCAAGAUUGUUUCAGGUUCCCCUAUAUCAACUCCAAGUCCAUCACCAUUGCCUCGAACCCCAACUUCCACUCCAGUCCAUGUGAAGCAAGGCACUACCAGCUCUGUUAUUAAUAAUCCUUAUGUUAUCGUGGACAAGCCGGGACAGGUUAUUGGAGCUACCACUCCCACUACAGGAAGUCCUACAAACAAGCUCUCUACUGCCUCUCAGGCCUCCCAAGGAACAGGUUCCCCUAUUCCUAAAAUUCAUGGGAGUAGUUUUGUAACAUCUGCUGUCAAGCAGGAGGAUUCUUUGUUUGCAUCUAUGCCGCCGCUUUGCCCGAUUGGAAGUCACCCUAAGGUUCAAAGCCCCAAACCUGUAACUGGAGGACUUGGAGCUUUCACAAAAGUAAUCAUCAAACAGGAACCUGGUGAAGCCUCUCACGUGCCCACAACAGGAGCUGCCAGCCAGUCACCCCUCCCUCAGUAUGUGACUGUGAAAGGGGGUCACAUGAUAGCUGUGUCCCCUCAAAAACAGGUCAUAACUGCUGGAGAAGGGACUGCCCAGUCACCAAAGAUUCAGCCCUCCAAGGUUGUUGGGGUGCCAGUUGGGUCUACUCUGCCUUCAACAGUGAAACAGGCUGUGGCAAUCAGUGGUGGCCAAAUCCUCGUAGCCAAGGCCAGUUCUUCUGUCGCCAAAGCAGUUGGUCCAAAGCAAGUUGUGACCCAAGGAGUUGCCAAAGCAAUUGUGAGUGGAGGUGGAGGAACCAUUGUUGCUCAGCCGGUCCAAGCCUUAACCAAGGCCCAGGUCACUGCUGCCGGCCCUCAGAAGAGUGGAUCCCAGGGUUCAGUAAUGGCAACGUUGCAGCUACCAGCCACUAAUUUGGCCAACUUGGCAAACUUGCCUCCUGGCACUAAACUCUACCUUACCACAAACAGCAAGAACCCCUCGGGAAAAGGAAAACUGCUGCUGAUCCCUCAAGGAGCCAUCCUGCGCGCCACCAACAGUGCUAACCUCCAGUCUGGCUCAGCUGCCGGUAGUGGUGGAGGAGGAGGCGGCGGUGGUGGCAGUGGUGGUGGCAGUGGCAGCAGUGGAGGAGGAGGAGGAGGAACGGGAGGAGCCCAAAGCCCCGCCGGCCCUGGGGGGCUGUCCCAGCACCUGACCUACACCUCGUACAUCCUCAAGCAGACUCCUCAGGGCACCUUUUUAGUUGGCCAGCCGUCACCCCAGACAUCUGGAAAACAGCUGACUACUGGGUCAGUGGUCCAGGGAACACUGGGAGUCAGCACAUCUUCUGCACAAGGACAGCAAACAUUAAAAGUCAUCUCUGGACAAAAAACUACUUUGUUUACCCAGGCAGCCCCUGGGGGACAGGCGUCUCUGAUGAAAAUAUCUGAUAGCACAUUGAAGUCUGUGCCAGCCACGUCACAGCUCUCAAAGCCUGGAACCACGAUGCUGAGGGUAGCAGGAGGGGUUAUCACAACUGCUACUUCCCCAGCUGUGGCCCUCUCAGCAAAUGGUCCUGCACCACAGUCAGAAGGAGCAGUUCCCAGUUCAUCAUCUACAAUAGGUUCUGUAAUGAAAACUUCUGGGCAGCAACAAGUGUGUGUGAGCCAGGCCACCAUGGGAACCUGCAAAACUACCACCCCCUCUGUCAUCAGUGCCACAUCCUUGGUGUCCACACCAAACCCUAUCUCUGGAAAAGCCACAGUAUCAGGAUUGUUAAAGAUUCACUCCAGCCAAUCCAAUCCCCAGCAGGCAGUCCUGACGAUCCCCAGCCAGCUCAAACCCCUCAGUGUGAAUACGUCGGGAGGCGUGCAGACUAUACUGAUGCCUGUGAAUAAAGUGGUUCAGUCAUUUUCUGCCAGCAAAUCCCCUACCAUUCUGCCUGUUGCUGCCCCGACACCAGUCGUCCCCAGCUCUGCUCCAGCAACUGUUACAAAAGUGAAGACUGAACCAGAAACACCUGGGCCGAGCUGCCCCUCUCAGGAGGGGCAGACAGCAGUGAAAACAGAAGAAAGUUCUGAGCUGGGAAACUAUGUCAUUAAGAUUGACCAUUUAGAAACUAUUCAGCAACUCUUAACAGCAGUAGUUAAGAAGAUUCCAUUAAUCACUGCAAAAAGUGAAGAUGCCAGCUGUUUUUCUGCAAAGUCUGUGGAGCAGUAUUACGGCUGGAACAUUGGAAAAAGGAGAGCUGCUGAGUGGCAAAGAGCAAUGACAAUGCGAAAAGUCUUACAAGAAAUACUGGAGAAGAACCCAAGAUUUCACCACCUGACUCCCCUCAAAACCAAGCACAUUGCUCACUGGUGUCGCUGCCACGGCUACACCCCGCCGGAUCCCGAGAGCCUGAGGAGCGAUGGGGACUCCAUCGAGGAUGUGCUGACCCAGAUCGACAGCGAGCCAGAGUGCCCGUCGUCAUUCUCCUCUGCUGACAGCCUCUGCCGCAAACUGGAGGACCUGCAACAGUUUCAGAAAAGAGAGCCGGAGAACGAGGAAGAGGUGGAUAUCCUCAACCUCUCGGAGCCGUUCAAGAUAAACGUCAAGAAAGAGCAGGAAGAGAAACAGGAAGAGAUGAAAUUCUGCCUGCCACCAACACCAGGGUCUGAAUUCAUUGGGGACAUCACACAGAAGAUUGGGAUCACCCUGCAGCCCGUGGCACUUCACAAGAACGUGUAUGCGUCGGUGGUGGAGGACAUGAUUUUAAAGGCCACGGAGCAGCUGGUGAACGACAUCCUGAGACAGGCUUUGGCAGUUGGCUACCAGACAGCAUCUCACAACAGGAUUCCCAAAGAAAUCACAGUGAGUAAUAUUCACCAGGCCAUUUGCAACAUUCCCUUUCUGGACUUCCUCACAAACAAACACAUGGGGAUACUGAAUGAAGAUCAGUGAAUGGAGUGAAGAUGCCCCUAGAAAAGCAGGAUUUGAAGCUGCAUCGGAAGCUUUGAACUGUGCUGACUCUUCUGUUUGGGGAAGGAGGUUGUUUUCUGUGUGCCUCAGAAUAUGACGGCUGCCAAACCAUUACCUCCACCUAAAGCAGUGUAACACCAGAGCGUUCAGUCCCAGAUCAGAUCCUUUUAGGACAGAAGUGUGUUUCCUCAUUUUGGAGUGGAGCUGUGAGUGGAUGCAUGCUCUGUCAGCUUGCAUUUGUCCACUCUCUGUGCAGGCUCCGUGAGAGUCUCAGAGCUGGGCCGGGCCACAUGCAUCAGGUCCUUCUCUCCUCUGGGUGUCCUCGGGGGCACCUUGGGCCUGAGUCUCCCUCCAAGAGGCAGAAAGUGAGUCUGGUGGACUAGAGAUCUCACCCAUUCUGUGGGCUGGGGUUCCAGGCAGCCCAGCUGUCACCUGGGAACAUCUGGAGGAGGGUUGGCCCUCAGCACUCAGCGGGUGCCCGUGGUGUGGAGGAUCCACAGUCAGCCCAUGUGAAUGAGCUACAGGAAGUGGUAAUCACGUGUAGAAAAAAUAAAAGCCUGGGAGGCUGCAAACAGAACAGAAUUCUUGUUUCAUGAGGCACAGGAGCAUUGCUACCACCAGUCUCAGAGCACUGUGAAGGGACACACAGAUCCCAGAAUAGUCAGGAAAAGGUUUCACUAUAACCAAGAAGUCAUGUUAGUGAUGUGUUAGUCACAGACAGCACCCACAAACCUGGGCACUUGGCAGACGCGUACCAGCUUUGCGUACGUCCUGGGCAGAGAGCUGGUUCCACACCAUUUGCAUGGUCUGCAGGAGCUUCUGCUACUGAAUCCAUGUUGGGUGGUUGAUGGGGAGCAGCCCCUGGGAUGGGCCUGCUGGGAUUGUUCAUCCUAUCAGUGUAUUUGGUGUCCUCCUCUUCUCUGUUGAGGAGUUUUUCCCAAGAAGAAAAGUGUUUCAAAGAAACACUCACUUGUGAGUGCCUUAAAGGUAGAGAAAUGACUGCUGAAGCUGAGAGACAGGGAUGUCAGUGCUCAGAAGCGGUGAGAACAGACUGCGUGCAUGCGCAGAGCCCCUCUCAAUGGGAGGAGAGGUGAGUAGGAGGAGGAAGGUUAGCAGUGCCCUGAGUGAUGUCCAGUUCCAUUAGACACUCUGUCCCCAUCUUCCCAACAGUCUAUGUGGAAGGAAAGGAAAGAAUUUACUCUGUUAGGAAUCUUCUCGAAGAAAAUUUGAAACCUGUGAGUCACAGUCAAAGAAACUUAUCCACGAAACAUAAUUCAUGUUUUCAUGAGUCCUAUAGAUGUUUGAGUCAGAAGAAGAAGGAGGGAGGUGACUGUGAGAAAUCGCCCCUUUUUAUUCAACAUCUGGGGAUUGCAAAUGCAGAAGGAAAUCUAUUUGGUUAGGCCUAGGCCAUGCCUUGGCUGAGUAUAAAAUAGCUUAGUCGUGAAGGCUCAGAUAGUCUGUACGUGAACUGCUCCAAGCGGGGUUACUGGCACAUGUACAGAGGCAUUCAGCGUGGACUGUGCCUGAGACCGACAGGGCGGAGGAUUCGAUCCCAGUGAGAGCUGAGUCAUUUGUUACAGGUAUGAACGCCCAAGGAAAUUACCUUUUAGCAAAAGAAAGUUAAAUGAUUUAACAGUCCCCAUAUGUGUUAAUGUCUCACAUGUAUUUGUAUCAUAACGUGUAACAUAAUUGUGGAACAAAAAUAUCUACAAUAAAUCUUUUAGUAUUUGUGA
Messenger RNA from Equus caballus (horse), 6267 nucleotides. It is a transcript of the gene YEATS2, whose product is annotated as YEATS domain containing 2. NCBI's taxonomy places the organism in Eukaryota, Metazoa, Chordata, Mammalia, Perissodactyla, Equidae. Gene Ontology annotation, molecular function: histone binding. The record is from RefSeq and is a predicted model, not a curated record. Gene Ontology annotation, cellular component: NuA4 histone acetyltransferase complex; ATAC complex. Gene Ontology annotation, biological process: regulation of transcription by RNA polymerase II; chromatin remodeling.